Mytilus californianus (California mussel) is the source of this 11443-nucleotide messenger RNA. Its product is annotated as serine/threonine-protein kinase WNK2-like. The record is from RefSeq and is a predicted model, not a curated record. Gene Ontology annotation, molecular function: protein serine/threonine kinase activity; chloride channel inhibitor activity; ATP binding. The transcript has 16 exons. Gene Ontology annotation, cellular component: cytoplasm. Lineage: Eukaryota; Metazoa; Mollusca; Bivalvia; Mytilida; Mytilidae. The coding region runs from base 720 to 6887 and encodes 2055 amino acids. Gene Ontology annotation, biological process: positive regulation of sodium ion transmembrane transporter activity; positive regulation of potassium ion import across plasma membrane; negative regulation of sodium ion transport.
AUACCGCUAUAAACAGGAUUGACAAGGGACUAUUUUCUAAGGAAUGAGUCGUCGCCAUAGAUGAACAAGAAAAAUGGAGUUUCUAUGCCUUUAUCGAUCUUAUAGAUUACCAUGAAGAUAGCAGUUAAAAAAAUAAUGUUCCUUUUGUAUAUAUGGGAAUUAGUUAGUUAAGUACUGGCGUUAAACUGUGAAAAACAGCUGCAGUCGUGUCCCGGAAGUGGGUAUUUUCUGCUCGUUCUCAUCUGUCAGAAUGAAUAAUUUUCAUGACGGAAAGAUUAUUGUGUUGACAUUAUGAAUGGAAAAGUAGAUUUAAUAGUGUCCAAUGAGAAAAUUGUGGAAGAUAUCGUUAAAGACGAUUACGACUCAAAAUUCUUGUCAUUCCUUUGUGAGAAACAUUGUUUUCAUUCAUUCCAAAAAAGAGGUCACAGUCAUUUGACCUGGUGCGCGAGACUUCAUUUUUUUCAUCAACAAACGGAGACGAGACAGUCGCUAGUCAUAUAACUAUUAUUUAAAGAAGUGAUCAUUGGCAUUUUAAUACUAUCAUUAUCUCAUUAUUUUAGAUAAACAUUAUAUACAGAGAAGUAUAUAUGUAACUGAAGUAGCACAGUGACCAUGUUACCCUACAUUUAUGAAUAUCAUGUUUUACAUACUUUGUGAAGAAGUUUAAGAGAUACUGUCUCUUAAGCAAAUAAAUACAGCUUUUAUUUUAUUAUCAUAAAAUGAGUAAAAAGCUGCCUAUGGCAAAUGGGGAAUUGUCACAUGAAAUUGGUGAGAGUAAGCAUGUUGGAAAGGGACCGUCACAUGUUUCAAAAGGUAUGAAAAAGGUUACUGACAUGGGACAAAAAAUAACACAUAGAAAAGAAAGUGCAAUGCCAACCAAUUCUCAGAAACAAAAUCAGUCGGAAAACACCUUUCCAAGAACCACUUCAAGAAGUUCGAGAAAUAUCCCUUGGAGGGCAAGACGUUGUGUAUCAGAUGAUAUUUCUGGAAGAAUCGAUAGCGACAAGCAUUCAUGUGUAUCUGGAUUAAGACACCGUACCCGUGAAGGAAGUAAAAAAGUUGAUUUAGCUGGUAAAGAUCGUUCAUUAAGUUUACCUUCAGAAACAAUAGAAGAUAUUGCUAAGCACAUUGAUUCUGAUAAGACCGUAAACAGUAAAGGUACACAUGUCAAGUCAAAAUUAAAUGACAGUGAAUUAAGCAAAAAAUCUACUGAUAGUGGUUCUAGUAACUGCAGUAAUAAUUCAGAGGAAACAAAAUUCAAAAUUGUUACUUCAGAGGAUAAAAAAACAGUUAAUGCUCCGAAGUUCACAACUGUUAAUUUGAAUGGUGGGGGUGUUGAUAACGAUGAUAUGAGUGGAAGUAAAAACCAAAAAAUCCAAGAGAUUCGGAAAUUUACCAGAUCUGUAACUAUUGACAAGACUGCAUUGUAUAUUGAUCCUGAGGGUUUGAAAACACAAUCGGAUUUACAUACUUUAGACAGUAGUGUAGGUAUCAGUGAUGAUAAUUACAAGGUUUCUAUCAAAACUUCAGAAUCUGAAAUUCAGGAAACUCCUUUGGAAUCUUUAGAUGAGGUUCAGGUGGAACCAAAAGUAGAUGAAACUGAAGAGAAAGCAGUGUCAACAUCACCUGAUGGUCGCUUUUUCAAAUUUGACAUAGAAAUCGGAAGAGGUUCUUUUAAAACUGUGUUUAAAGGUCUUGAUACAGAAACAGGAGUUGCUGUUGCUUGGUGUGAAUUGCAGGACAAAAAAUGGAACAAGAGUGAAAGACAACGAUUCCGUGAAGAGGCAGAAAUGCUGAAAGAAUUGCAACAUCCAAAUAUUGUCAGGUUUUAUGACUCUUGGGAGGAGAGCACAUUACGCAAUAAAAAAUUCAUUGUUCUUGUUACAGAGUUGAUGACUUCUGGAACAUUAAAAACAUACAUUAAGAGGUUGAAGAAAUUGAAUACAAAAGUAUUGAGGAACUGGUGCAAGCAAAUUUUGAAAGGACUUUACUUUCUCCAUACAAGAUCUCCUCAAGUUAUACAUAGAGAUUUAAAAUGUGACAAUAUUUUCAUCACUGGACCAACAGGAUCUGUGAAAAUUGGAGACUUGGGACUGGCAACAUUAAAAAACAAAUCUUUUGCAAAAAGUGUAAUUGGUACCCCUGAGUUCAUGGCUCCUGAGAUGUAUGAAGAGCAUUAUGAUGAAUCUGUUGAUGUCUAUGCCUUUGGAAUGUGUAUGUUAGAAAUGGCCACAUCAGAAUAUCCAUACAAAGAGUGUCACAAUGCUGCUCAGAUCUACAGACGUGUUACCACAGGUGUUCCUCCAGAUGCUUUAGAAAAGGUUGAUAGUCCAUAUAUAAAAGACAUAAUUGAGAGCUGUAUACGAUCAAGAAAGGAAGAGAGAUAUUCAGUGAAAGAUUUACUUCAGCAUGACUUUUUCUUGGAUGACAAUGGUUUACGACUAGAAAUUGUCAAAACAGAAGACGGUGAAACAGAGUCCGUUCAGUUACAACUACGAGUAGUAGACCCUAAAAAAAGAAAGGACAAGCAUAAGGAAAAUGAGGCUAUUCAGUUUGGAUUUGAUUUGAAUAGUGAUGAUCCAGACAAAGUUGCUCAAGAAAUGGUUAAAUCUGGUUUCUUACAAGAAGAAGAUGUAAAGUUUGUUAGCAAGCAGAUCAAAGACAGAAUUGGUCAAUAUAGAAGCCGAGGGAAUGUUACAGAAAGCCAUAGUAAGACUGCAGAGGUAACUCAAGAUGGACAUCCUUUACAGACUCAACCUGCACAGAUUCAACCUCCUGCACAGGAAUCUGUGCAGACAGUUGACCUGUCCCAACAACAUGUUCAGCCCCAUUCUGAAUCCCAUAUCCAGACAUCAGCACCAUAUAGUACAGUUCAGACUCAGACUUCCGCUCCAGCUGUCAUUCAGCAACAGUCCUUUGAAAUACCUUCUGAGAAAGUGGAUCAUUCAUUAAGUGAACAACAGUUAGCAGAAUCGGAUUUACAGAAAACAGACAGUCUACAAGAUAUUGCUUCUGAUGCUUCUCCUAGACAGAAUGUAGAUACCAGUGAUACUACCAAAGAUUUACUGAUAGUUAAGAUGUCUGAGCGAGAAAGAUCAGAAAGUCUUCCAUUGAUAAUAAGAGGUGAACAAGUACAAGAUCAACAGGUCCAAAGUUCAGAAAAUGCAACAAACAAACAGAAUGUUUUGCCACAAGUUUCAUCGACCACAAAUAUGAUUUUAAAGAAGGGGACAAAUUUGGAACAGCUCAACAUCGCAGCUGCCCAACAGUUUCAAGGCAGUUACCAGAAGUCCAAAUCCAUGGGUCCAAUAUCUGCAUCUUCAUCAUUGUCUGGUAUAUGUACAAGUCUAUCUAUGGGAAAUCUGAAUGACGAUCACUCAAAUAGAGAGAGUGAGAAUGAAUCAACAGGAAAAGUAGACGAAAAAAAGCGUAAAACAAGACCAAAAAGACGCAAAACUCUAGAAAGGUCUCCCAGAUUGACAGUAUUAAGUUAUGAUGAAGAAGAAGGAGAGUUAGAAUGUAGAUUAGAAUUGUAUAAUAAAAAUACAGUUACAUUCAAGUUUGCGACAGCCUACGACAAGCCAGAAGAAAUAGCUGAAAGCUUAGUGACUGAAGAAAUUCUGCCAGGUCAACAGUCUAUUAUGGUGAUCACUUUGUUACGUGAAGUUAUAAACAUGGUUACAGAGGAUCCAAAGAAUGCUGUAUCACAGUGUCUAAGUUAUGUCAGCACACCAUCAUCUAGUCCUCAAACAGUUAGGAAAAGUAGGCCAGUUUUUGACUCUGAUACUUCAAAGCGACUUCACUUUGAAUUGGAUGGAGAUAGUGGUCAAGGUUCAGAUGAUGGCAGAUCUGACCUAGGAGUCCAUGUCAUCAGUGACACAGCAAGCGCUGCAGGAGAGAAAGAAAAACAAGAGUCUAGAGUAGUUGCCACUAAAAAGAAGAGUUUUAUUGUCAGUUGUGUAACUGAAGCUACUAUACAUGAAUCUAAAAUUACAGAAGAUGAAUCGGAAGAACAUGUAGCAAGUUCGGAUAAUUAUAUUUCACCUGAAAACACCCAUACAUCAAGUUCUACAGUAGCACACUCGAGUAUGGCAGUAGAUUCUGAUGCAUCAUCAAAUUAUGACACAGAAAAGUCACUUAAAGGAAAAAAGGUGCCUGUAGAUUUGAAUGAUUUACAAGAAAAAUUAACUCAAUUGACUCAAAAACAAUCUGUGGCAGGGGCUAAUGUGUCAAGUUCAUUGAUCCCACAAGAUGGAGUUCAACCAUCUUCACAGCAGGGGUCAGGUGCUACACCGACACCCAACAUUGAGAAUCAGCCCUCGACACUGCCUGAUUCUCAGCAUUCUUCCAGUAUUGUUCAGACACAAGAUACUAGUCAGAAAACUUUGCCUUUAAAGGAUGGACAAUCUAUUCCUAGAAAUACUCAGACAGUCAGUCAUCAUGUACACGAUGGAAGUGUUACUCCGCAAAUGCCUAAUCCACCACCAACAAUACAAACACAGACAUCACAUAGUCUCUCACAACCUGUUGAACCUUUACAAUUGCCUCUAAAUCAGUCAUUUUCUGGAAGUAUGUCUAAUCUAGCUCAAGGUCAAAGUAAUCAGCAAAUGUAUUUACAACAGCCAACCCCACAGUACCAGAUGAUGUUUCACUAUCCAACAGACCCAAUGGUAAUGCAGAUGAUGGGGAUUGGAUAUCAACAAAUGAUGUAUGCAUCCAUGAUGAUGCAACAGCAACAAGCUCAACAACAACAGCAACAAACCCAGCCGACUCAACAGCAACAGCAAGCACAGCCAACACAUCAACAACAACCGUCACAGUUUAUGCCACCUCAAAUGAUGUAUCCCCCUAACUGGGUGAUGCAAGGGCAACAAAUGCCUUACUUUCCUCAAGGAGGAUCACAAAAUAUUACUAGUCAAUAUCCACAACAGGUUCAAAAUGUACUUUCAGAUUUUACAUCAGUUGGAGGAUCUUAUCCUGCCUCACCAUCAGUUGGUAGGAGAUCUGACCAAGAUGGACAAAGUGAAAGUUAUUCAACACAGUCUUCUAUAUCUGGGCCUACAUAUGGUCCAAUUAAGAAGGAACUUUCAAUAAAACAUUUAGAACAAGAGUUGAAUAAACUUCAUGUAGCUAGUACACAAAAAUCUGAUAUGAAGGAUGGCACAUCAGUGCAUGGGGCUUCUUCAGGGGCCCAGCCAGUAGAUACAAUAAAAAAUGUUCAGACAAAUCCAACUGAUAUAAGCGGUGCUAAUGCUAGUAGUAGUAGUACAGAAACUAGUUCACAGACAACUGAAGAAUCAGAUGUCCAAAAAUCUGUAUCUAGAUUUGCUGUCAGUGUUGUAAAGGAAGAUAAACAGCAGGAUAGGCCAGUUGAAACCUUUAGUUCAUCUGAGACACUUGUGGAAUCUGACAAUCAAACUGACAGUGACAGAAGCAGAGACAUUGUCAAGGAAACUUUAGAUCAUAUUAUCACAGAGGUCUCUAUAAAAUUGGAAGAAAAUGCUGAAAAUGAAAAAGAUUUGGAUAAUGAAAAUAUUAAGAAAAAGUCAGAAAGUGCUGGUCGUAGGAGGAGUCGUUUUCUAGUGAUGAAAAUAGAAGAAGAUGAUGGAACAAUGACGACUGACAGCUUAUCUCCCUCCCUGCCUGUAUCUGAAGGUGGUGGGGCUUCAAAUGCUAACACAGCCUCCAGCAAAAGUGUAUCUAAUUCCUAUGUAUCUAGUAUAAGAAAAAAAUUGGAAAAAAAGAAGGCAACAAGAAGUAAAGAUGAGGUAGACUCGGGAGAAUCCAUAGUCUUUUCAAUGGAUGAAUAUCAAAAAAUGUGUUCUGACCAAGAGUACAAGGAUAUAGUUUUUAGGCAAAGAAAAGAAACAAAUGAUUUGAACAUGAAACAUCAACAAGAGUACAGAGACUUUUGUAGACAAAAAGGAUAUCCAGUACCUCCUGUUGCACCACCCAUACCAAACAGUAUUGUGUCUAGAAACUUUAAUUCUAUGCUUAGUCCACAAUUAUUGACACUUUCACCUUGCGUAUCCACAAAGUCCUCUACUCCUUCAGAUUUAUUGAUGCUAAAGGAAUCUUCGAGAACGCGAUCGCUGAGUGAAGGUAAUCACAUUUCUUCAAAAGAAAGUGUUGAAGUGCAAUCUGAAAAUGAAGAGUCAUCAAAUGAACUCAAAAAACAAACAACAUCAACAAUUAGAAAUGAUGAAAACGAAAAUGUAAAAGAAGUUGAUAAACACGAUAAAGGAGAAAUAAAUAAAGACGAUUCUAUACAAUUAGUUGAAAAGGUAGAAACAAGUAAGGAUGAUCCACAACAUUUACGUCAGCUGCCGAAACAAACUGAUGGACAAAGUUCUCUUCCCCAAGAAGUGAUACCAGAGAACAAAAUUUCAAAAAGUGAAGGCACUGAUGCAGAUGAAACAUCAUCUCUUAAGAGUCAGGGUAGUCGAAAGUCAAGCAUGGAUCUAACGCACACUGUAAAUACUACACAGCCAAAGCAACAAAUUACUUUUUCUCAGCCUGUGAUGACAAACCAGCCACCAAUUUACUCGCAAUUUCCAGGAAUGUAUCAGCAGUUUGGUUUCCCUCCACCAAUGCAAGUGCCUAAUAUGCCAAGUAUGUUUUAUCCAAAUAUCCCAUACCCAAAUACACCAUUGUGGGGAUAUGGUACUACAGAUCAACAGCAGCAACAACAGUUUCAAAGUAUACCACCCACACAACACCAGCAGGCUGCUAGUAACAUACAGAGAGGUGGGAGUUUGCCAGAACAAACUUUCCAACAUGCAGCUGUCUCACAACUCCCUACUGGGACAGGUUUUCCAACUAGUGCUAAUAUUAUAUCAUCAUCAGUGCUACAGACGAACCUUCCACCUAACACUUCCUCAAAUUAAUACUGUAAUUUGCCAAAUGUCUUUCAAUUAUAGAGAAAAAGUAAAUUGUAUCUUUGUAAUAAUACUAUGUAAAUAUUCCUGUACAUUCUUCAUACAGAUUCCCCUGUAAUUUACCGAGUAUGAAGGUCAUGAUAAAAAAAAAAAUUUUUCAAUAUGCAAUGUUGGAAAAAAUGAUUUUUUUGAGAGAUAAAAUGAUUGUUAUUAAUAGAAUAUUUUUAGAAUGGAUUAUUGAGCUGCUUUUUUGCAUCUGUAAAAAAGUCAUGAAUAAUACUUGUAUAUAUGUGUUCGUCUUGAAAGGUUUUAAUUUAGUACAUUGAGAAAAUUGGUAAGAUGAAAUUUAUCAUGACCUUCAGUAAAAGAGAGAUCUGUAUGGUUUAAUUGGGAUCAAAUAGUUCAAUUUUGAACUUUUAAAGUAAUAAUUGUAUUGUUGUAUGCCAUAUUUGUUAUAAUCAGUAAGUUUAGGUGUUGAAAUAUACUCAUAAGCACAGUGCAGAAAAAUAAUUCACUUCUCCAACAAGUACAAUAUUAUGUCAUUAUUAUUUAGUGUUUAGGGUCGUGCAUUUUUAGAUUUGUGGGCAUUAGGAAAAUUGGGAAAAACCUCAUAAGUUGGGUCAGCUUAUACCAUGUUGUACAAUUCAGAUUAUUCUUGAUAAAGUACCUUUCCUUUUCAUUUCUUUUAGGCCUUUACGUAAAAAUUAUUUUAUUUGAUGAGGUCUGUCUUACUACAGGUUUUAUAUGAUUGCAGAAACCAUUUCAUCGUUAAAAAAUUCUGAUUAACAUCUGCAUCAGAUAUUCCAAACUUUAGUAAUAAAAUGCAUGUCAAAGAUCAAUAUUUCAUAUAUUUAAUUUUUUUGUCAUGAUUUCCUAAUACAAAUGUUGAAGAACUGAAGCUGGAUGUGGUAUUAUUAGAUAGUUGUACAUAGAAAAACCAGAAAUCCCAUAAAAUUUAAUCCACCAUAACUAUAUGAAAAUGCAUGCGCAGUAACUAAUAGAAUAAAAUAUUUAGGUAUUUUGAUAGGUGAUUCCUUACGAGGUAAAUUCAAACAGAAACUGUGUAUUGCAGAAACAAAAAAUCCAAAAACAGUUCUUGACAGGGUUUAAUCAUGUAGCUUUAAUUAACUAUGGCAAGUUAAACUAUAAUAACCAAAAAAAUACUUCAAUACUGGAUAGAUUUUUAAACAAAUUAUAGAUAUUUUGUUAUGAUAUAAUUAUUUCGAAUAUAUCUUAUGGUAGGUAAUUAAAAUAAAAUAGCUAACAUCUCAAAAUAUAAUAAAGGGAAUAAUGUUUUUCAUCUUCAGAUUGAAAUUGAGAAGUAUACCAACAGAAUAGGAAUGUAUUUUCUAGUCAUAAUUACUGUCUGUUUUUCAUUAAGGUUCAAAAUAAGCUCUUAAAAAAUACAGAAGUAAAUUUGAUUUGUGCAAAGGAAGGUUUUAUAUUAAAAGAUAUCAGAUGAUAUCAGACAGUAAUUCCUACAAAAAGAUAUUUUGAAAGUGUCACACUCAGAUGUGCCUUUAACUGUGAUUCUUGGAAAAGUGUAUGGAGUUUAAGAAUGAGUUAAUUAAAAUGUAUGCAAGAGUGAAGAUUGACUUUAUGUUUCUCUAUUUUUUUCACAUUAUACUAUUUUUGUCUUAAAUAUGUUAAUUUGUAUAAUUAAUGAUUACUGUGUCAGCAUUAACAUACAGUAUAUAGACUGUUAUUUCAUGCAAGUAAUUUUUGUAUUGAUUUAUCAAAAACAAUUUAAAUAACUUUUGACCUUGUCAUCAAUUUCAAAUUUUCAUUCAGAUAAUAAACAUCAAAAACAGUAAGCACAAAUAAUGCCAUACAUUACAACAUUCAUUCUUUUUUGUUUUGUAAAAAUGUAUUACCUUAACUUUUAAAUCAACAUAAAUGUAGAUCAUAAAUUAAAACUUGAAUACUUAGGCCAAAUAAGGCCUUUAUCACACCUUAUCCUUACUUUCAGUCCAACUAUUUAUGGUUUAUGUUACAUUUUGAAUGCUACAAAAGAUUUUUUGUUAUUUUACUAUUAACUAUUUCCUUACAGUGUUAGAACAACCAUUUUAAUACUCUUGAUUUCAAUUCACAUUGUUGAUUUUAAUUGGAAGAUUGUAUUUUGCAGUUUUUAAGGUUCAAAUAUAUUUUAAAAGGUUUUUGUUCUGAUAUUUCUUUUGUUUUAUAUUUGUGCAUUUAAGACAAAAAAUAAAUUGCUACAACUUAUAUCUAUAUGUAAUCUAAAAAAAUACACAAAAGACAAAACUUCCAUAAAUGUACUCAUAAAAUUCCAGAUACAAUUAUCAGAAUUUUUUUAUAUAUAACUUCUUCCAUUUAGGCUUUUUCAGAAAUUACUCCUGGUACUUACUGUUUUAUUAAUAAUUUCAGGAAAAAGUUUGAUUUUCAAAUAUUUCCUGCUAAAAAAAUUGUGUUGUACUUUUAAUUGGUGUCAAUCGGUAUAGUCUGCUUUUUUUCUGAUAAACUUUUUGCAAUCUUGUUAAUGACUUCAUUUUCACCAUGUGCAGUUUGAAUAUUUUUUUUCAAACAAACGAUAUCAAAACUGCAGGCUGUUGUUUCAAAGUUAUGCAGGUAUGUGUAAUCUAAAGUAGUACAUAAUUUUGAACUUAACAUAUUGAAAAACUUUUAAUUUAAAGUCCCAUUUUGAAGUAAGUUGGACACAUAUUUCUAUGGUGAACAUCUAUGAGAGCUGUCUCAUUUAAAUAAGUUAUUUAUUAGCAAAACAAAGGGAACAUCAAGUGUCAAUCAAAAACUUCAAUCAGUUGCGAAAAGUGGCACUGAAGACACUUAGAAAAAAAGUUUUGAUGGCUUAUGAAAUGGUAUCGACGAUAUGUGUAAUUUAUAUAUCAGUAUUGAGAUAGAGCUUUUUGUUCUGUACAUUUAUCCGAAUUGCCACAGCUUAUAGAUGUAUCACAACUGUUAUAUUUUGUUGGCAACACUCUUUUAGCUUUAUACUGAUGAAGCUGUUAUGUUUCUUAUAUGAUGAUAUACUUUUACAUGUGUAAACAAUUUGUAUGUACUAAACUACUUGAUUUACAGAUGUUGUAUCAACAUUAAAAUAUAAGAUGUUAUAUUUUAGAUUGUAUUUCUAAAUAAUUUUCUUGUUUAUUUUUUUGUUUUAAUAAAAAUAUAUUUAAAAAGUGUAAUUCCACAUAGCUGCCACAGUUUAAGAUUUUUGUUGUUUAAAUAGUUCAGACUGAUUUGAAAUCUUUUUGUAUGCUAAAAAAAAUAAUUAUCUGUUUCAAAUGAAUUUGGACCAUGUUGUAAAAUUGCUUUAUUUAUUUUGUAUGGGAUGAUGCAAUUAUGAGGAAGUAAAGAUCAAAAUCAGUUGUGAUUGAUGAGUGUGAAUGAGACUUGAAAGGAGCUGUUUCCAGAAAAGGCAAAACAUUCAAAACUGUUUUAUUUUUUUGAAAUUUUAAAGCAACAUAUUAUAUUGCCAAUGCAGAUUUGUACCUUUGGCACAACUUUCAUGUACACUGGUAUUGUCAGUGGUCAGCAAAUAUUUGACAUCAUUUGCAGACAUGAAAUAAUUUAAUAUCUAGUAUACUGUUUUAUAGCUCAAUUGAAAAUGAAAAAAAUAGUAUUUUAUUAUAAUGUUGUAGAUUUAAUCUAAUUUGAUUGUUUAAAAGGAAAAAAAAUAUAGAAAAAUUUGAUACCAGUUUGAAUGUUUAACCAAUGAAUGUUUUGAUGUGAUUGUAUUGCAAGUAUAAUGCAGUUAUUCCACAGACAAUCCUUUAUUCACUAGUAUGUUUAUUUUUAGAUAUUUGAAAGCACAGUUGAAUAAUUUAAAAAUUGCACCAAAAAAUUCUUGCCUGUCACAGCUUAAUUGAUUAUUAAUUAGUCAGCCAUAAAUGAAACUUCAUCAAUUAUUUGAUGAAAUAGGGCAGUUGUUUUGUCUUUGCUUAUUUUUAUUUAAAAAAAAACCAAUACUUUAGUUGAUUUAUUAGUAAGAUGUAUGGUUAAAAGGGAUAAAUAUUUAAUUUGUGAAUUUUUUUGAAAUUAGAAAUAAUAGAAUAUAACUAGUUAAAUGAUUUACAGAAAAAUAACAGUUCAUAUUGAAUGCUGGUGAAAAUGAUGGCUUUAAACCAAAAUAAAAUGCAUUAAAAUAAGACAGAUUGAUUGUGUCAGACUAACUUACCUCAUGUCAAAUUGUUCAUUGAAAAAGCACACUUUUAAGAAAUAACCAGCAUUUUUAUAUUCAUUACAUUUUGAUAUCUUUUUUUUCGUUCAAAAUGUAAAUAAAACCAUGAGAGUGACAUUCUGAAGUGUGUUUUAGCAUAAGUGUGCAAUUUUUUUGUUGGUUAGUAUUCAUUCUGUGUUGAUUUAAUUUGUUAAUUUGCUGUUCAUUGUGAAUAGAUAUCAGUGAAUAACAGGUUAUUUGAUUGGAGUAUUCAUCUGAAAAAAAAGAAAAUAACUAUGUGUAAAAAAUAGCAAUGUGAUAUCCAUAAUUUUCCGAGAUUUAAUUGAUUUUGUUGCAAUGUUAUAUUUUUUGAAGAUUUCAAAAAUAAUGCAAAAAAAAGGCUUUUGCAGUAAAGAGUGGCAAAAAAACA